CUUGCGGGGAAAAAAUGGAUGAAUCAGAGAAGAGGAAGCAGGUCAGGUUUAGGGAACCACCUUCAGUUCCAUUUCUAUGGGAACUAAGACCGGGCACCCCCAAAAAAGAUUGGAAACCAGAGCCUCCUUCGUCAUCUUCAUCGUGUUUUUCUUCUUCUGCAGCAUCAGUUUCUCAUUUCUCCCUCGAUCCAGAAACCAAGCUCGUUGAUAUGGAGUCUUCAUCAUCUUCAUCGUGUUUUUCUUCUUCUGCUGCAGCAUCAGUUUCUCAGGUUCCUAAGCCUCCAAUCAAACUAAUCGCCUCUAUUCCCUUUGCAUGGGAAGAAAAGCCUGGAACACCCAUUCCUCGUUUCUCCCUCGAUGCAGAAACCAAGCUCGUUGAUAUGGAGUCUUCAUCAUCUUCAUCGUGUUUUUCUUCUUCUGCUGCAGCAUCAGUUUCCCAGGUUCCUAAGCCUCCAAUCAAACUAAUUGCCUCUGUUCCCUUUGCAUGGGAAGAAAAGCCUGGAACACCCAUUCCUCAUUUCUCCCUCUAUCCAGAAACCGAGCUCGUUGAUAUGGAGUCUUCAUCAUCUUCAUCUUCUUCAACUUCUUCUGCUACUGUUGCUGCAGCAUCAGUUUCUCAGGUUCCUAAGCCUCCAAUCAAACUAGUUGCCUCUAUUCCUUUUGCUUGGGAGGAAAAGCCCGGAACACCAAUUCCUCAUGUCUCACUCAAUUCAGAAGCCAAGUUCAUUGAUUUGGCAUCUCCAUCAUCUUCAUCUUCAUCUUCAGCAUAUCAUGUUGCCUGCAGAGAAAGAAGCUGUGAUAGCAGCUUUGCUGAAUGUAGUGAUACUGAUAUGUAUGACAGUGUAAUUAGCAUUGAACCAGAGUCAUUUGGUUGUUCAGAUCCUUCUUUACCAGCAUCAGAUAAGCUUUCUUCUGAGAUUCCGCUGCAGAAAAGUUCAUUGAGUGAGCAUCACUGUGAACAGAUUGUUGAGUCAUCAUGUUCAUCCCCAGCUUCUGAGAAUGGAAGCAGCACAAGCAGCUAUGAAACAGGGAGGUCAAGUCUGGUUGGAGCUUCCUUCCUCGAGAGUCUAUUUCCAUUGUUUCCACCUAACACUGGCUUCCUUGAGAAAACUGGAUCUUCUUCAACUCCAUUGGAACUGAAGGAAAGCAGAGAUUUUGAUGGAGAGGAAGAUAAUAGCACUGCCAUGUUAAGGAAGCCACCAACACUUGGAGAGCUAAUCAUGAUGAGCAGAAGAAGAAGCUGCAGAAGGAAAGCUGUUCAGAUGGGAAACAGGGAUCUUCAAAGGAGUAUUAGAAAAAAGGAAGCUUUUGGAUGCUUCAUGUUUGCUUCUAGCUGCAAGAUGAUUGAAGGAUUGUUCGACAAAAAGUUUUUGCCCAGACUGAAACUGGUGUAGCUGUAUCAAGGAAUGUUUAACUGGGGAGACUGCUCCCCAAAGAUCAGAAGCUCAUUGUCCCUACUGAUCCAACAUGAAUCUGAAUUAAGUUUAGCAGUUCUAGCAUCUCUGGUGUGGUUUUGUGGGCUUUCUACGUUAGGAUUAUGGAUUGUAAAAGAAUGUUACUUCCGGAGUGUUAUUUGAGAUUUUACAAUUUAAAUGAACUCAAAUGUGCACAUUCCUUCCUUUAACUUCGGUAA
Molecule: messenger RNA, 1633 nt
Organism: Neltuma alba
Lineage: Eukaryota; Viridiplantae; Streptophyta; Magnoliopsida; Fabales; Fabaceae
Product: NADPH oxidase activator
Exons: 3
Coding region: 15-1394 (459 amino acids)
Source: RefSeq, a predicted model, not a curated record